GGAAACUGAGGUUGCUUAGCAACAACCAGAGGGGCUGGGUCUCGAACCCAGCUUCCAAGCUCGGACUCAAACUGAGCUAGGGAGCGCUACGACACUGCCUCGAAUUGUGGAGACUGCGCGAAGGCGAAAGGGCCGGGCAAGCAGACAGGAAGCUGCCUCUGCCCACAACAAAGAUGGCUGCGAAGAGAGCGGAAGUUCCGCACUUCGGGCCUCUAGGGUCUCUCUUUCUCUCCCGGAGGCCUCGCGCUCUAUGGUGGCGUGACGGGGGCGGGGGAGGUGGCACGCUCCUAACUGGGCAAGGAGUGAGGUGCUAACUAGGUCCGAGCCCGCAGCGGGCUCAGCUGGGGGGAGGGGGGUUUGACAUGUCUCUCGAAGACCCUUUUUUUGUAGUUCGAGGCGAGGUGCAGAAGGCGGUGAACAAUGCCCGUGGGCUGUACCAGCGCUGGUGCGAGUUCCUGCAGGAGGGCGCGGGGGUCGGCCGCGAGGAGCUGGACUGGACGACCAACGAGCUGCGGAAUGGCCUGCGAAGCAUUGAGUGGGACCUCGAGGACUUGGAAGAGACCAUCGGCAUUGUGGAAGCCAACCCCAGCAAGUUCAAGCUCCCAGCCGGGGACCUCCAGGAGAGAAAAAUGUUCGUGGAACGGAUGCGGGAGGCCGUCCAAGAAAUGAGGGACCAUAUGGUCAGCCCAGCGGCUGUCGCCUUCAUGGAGAGGAAUAAUAGAGAGAUGCUGGUGAGCAAGCCGGCUGCCCAGAAGCCACCCAGCGACCUGCUGGAUGCCAGCGCCAUCUCGGCCGCCUCUCGGUACAUCGAGGAACAGCAGGCCACGCAGCAGCUGAUCCUAGAGGAACAGGACCAACAGCUGGAGAUGGUGUCUGGGAGCAUCCGGGUGCUGAAACACAUGUCUGGCCGCGUCGGGGAGGAGCUGGAUGAGCAGGCAUGCUGGAUGCCUUCGCUCAUGAGAUGGAUCACACGCAGUCCCGGAUGGAUGGCGUCCUGAGGAAGAUGGCCAAAGUGUCGCACAUGACAAGUGACCGUCGACAGUGGUGUGCUAUCCUGGUCUUGCUGGGAGUGCUCCUUCUGGUCCUCAUCCUCCUGUUCGCCCUCUGACCCCAGCCCACCCUGGGGGGCCAGGGAACCGCCAUGCUAAGUACCCUGGGAGGAGAAGGCCCCCUGGGGAGCUGUCCCCAAGGCUCACAUCCAGAGCCAGAGGGGCCCUCAGGGUCCUGGGCUGGAGCCCCUGCUGCUGGUCCUGUCUCAAGUGCGCUUAGGGGGUGGUGGAGGUAGGGUGACCUUGGACACACACCUCUCCCCAUUUUUACUGCCCCUGUCCCAAAGCCGAAUGCCCUGUGCCUUCCGCAUGUGCCAACUUGGCAAUAAAAUCUCAGCCUUUUUUGUACACAUUUGUCCCCUGUG
This is a messenger RNA of Tupaia belangeri chinensis (Chinese tree shrew), 1414 nucleotides long. It is a transcript of the gene STX10, whose product is annotated as syntaxin 10. The coding region runs from base 363 to 998 and encodes 211 amino acids. Gene Ontology annotation, cellular component: membrane. The transcript is spliced from 8 exons. The record is from RefSeq and is a predicted model, not a curated record. Gene Ontology annotation, molecular function: SNAP receptor activity. Gene Ontology annotation, biological process: intracellular protein transport; Golgi vesicle transport. NCBI's taxonomy places the organism in Eukaryota, Metazoa, Chordata, Mammalia, Scandentia, Tupaiidae.